GCCUUCUCAUAUCUAUUUACACUUAAAAUCUAUCAAAUAACAAACACAUUACAGUGCAUAGUUAUGGCUAAAAACGACUUGAAGCUUUUGGGUGGUUGGUCCAGCCCUUUUUCUCUAAGGGUGCAGAUUGCCCUUGACCUGAAGGGUGUAGAUUAUGAGGUUAUUGAAGAGACCUUUAAUCCCAAAAGUGAACUUCUUCUUAAAUCAAAUCCUGUGCACAAGAAAAUCCCAGUUCUCAUCCAUGCAGAUAAACCCAUAUGUGAAUCUGCAAUCAUAGUCGAAUACAUCGAUGAAGUUUGGACCCAUGCUCCCUCCAUCCUUCCACAAAAUGCCUAUGAUCGAGCUAAUGCCCGAUUUUGGGUUGCUUAUAUCGAUGACAAGUGGUUGAAGGCCUUAAGAAGUAUUCUAAUGGCUGAAGAGAAUGAUGAAGAAAGGAGGCAGAGUUUAAGGAAGCAGAAGAAGUGUUUGAGGAGGAUGGAAGAAGUGAUGAACAAGGGCAGUGAAGGAAAGGCUUUUUCGGAGGAGACACCAUUGGAUUAUGUGAUAUUGGUUUUGGAUGCUAUCUGAGUUUGGAUCAGAGUGUGGAAA
This is a messenger RNA of Vigna umbellata (rice bean), 588 nucleotides long. RefSeq names its product glutathione S-transferase U17-like. Lineage: Eukaryota; Viridiplantae; Streptophyta; Magnoliopsida; Fabales; Fabaceae. The record is from RefSeq and is a predicted model, not a curated record. Gene Ontology annotation, cellular component: cytoplasm. Gene Ontology annotation, biological process: glutathione metabolic process. Gene Ontology annotation, molecular function: glutathione transferase activity.